Messenger RNA from Batrachochytrium dendrobatidis JAM81, 471 nucleotides. RefSeq lists its product as uncharacterized. The transcript has a single exon. NCBI's taxonomy places the organism in Eukaryota, Fungi, Chytridiomycota, Chytridiomycetes, Rhizophydiales. The record is from RefSeq and is a predicted model, not a curated record. The coding region runs from base 1 to 471 and encodes 156 amino acids.
AUGCCCUACGCCAUGUAUGCGCUCUGUCCAGAUACUCGGGAAAAACAAGAAACAUCCCAAAAAGAUGAUGCCAGCCAAAUACUCGAGGACAUUCUGGCCCUGAAAACUCAAAAGUUUACCACAAAGGAGACAGUUGAAACCCAAAAGACUGAUUCGACUCUAGCUUCUCAGAAAACAGUCCAGGCACCACAAUCAAACCACAAAAUCACAUACCAAAUACCAAUUCCAGAGCCAAUCACCAGGGAUGAGCUGGAACUUGAUUUGGACGCUUCCCGCCGUAUGCUGAUACUCAAGGGGAACCAUGACAGCGAGAAUUUCUCCACGUCCUUUACUCGCCAGUUCCAUAUCUCCGACUCGGCAGAUAUAUCCAAACUAAGUGCUUCCUUUGCUGAUCAUUUGCUACAUGUUGAAUUUGAAAGGCUGGAAGAAGUCACUAGUGACCCCAAUGUACAACGUAUUUCUAUUGAAUAA